GAUAGAUAGAUAGAUGGAUUUACAUUUAUCCCUAUCUGACCACAUCGAUCACUGAGACUAAACAGUGAUAUUUUAAUAUUGAUAGAUAUUGAAAACAUUCCUAAUGAAAUUCUCUUACAUUACAGAUUCCUCAUAGACACUUCACUAUUAUACAAAACCAGUACUAAUUAAUAUGACAGAUGGCACCAUUGAAAAUGGGGUUUUUUUUGUUCAGGACUAAGCCAAUAGAAGCUGUUUGACUGGCAUUUCCAUCUGCUACUGUCCUUCUCCCCCGCUUCAGUCACCUGCCACACUGGAGUACUACCGAACCAUUCAGCUGACUCAAGCUGCUGAAAAAAGAAUAUGUUGGUGUACCAUAAAUAUCCACCCCUCUUUGAAACAGCGCUAUUUUUAGACAGGGAUAAGGCACUGGAGGAUUCUCACACCCAGCUGAAGUUCAGGCUGACAUUUGCUUCACAGUAGCUUGUGACUCUGCCUUGAUCGGACUUUGGUUAAGCUUGUGCUUUCCUAACUGAAGCCACUCCACUGUGGAUAUGUCCAAGUACUGUGACCAGGACUACUGCAUAGAGGAGAUUGAUGAAGACGAAAUUUUGGCAGGUCUUUCAGUUGAAGAGCUCCAGCAGCUUCAAAAUGAGAUGGAUGAUAUUGCGCCUGAUAAGAUGGAACCAGUGGGACUGAGACAGAAUAACGCAUCUGUUGAAGCACCAACUCAAGUGGACAAAAAAGGGGAAUCUGAGGAUGAGGAAGACAUUGAUGAAGAUGUGAUUCUGGCAGGUCUCUCCGCUGAAGAGAUCCAACAGCUUCAGAAUGAGAUGGAGGUAAUUGCUCCUGAUGAGAGAGUGCCAGUAGGGAUGCGACAAAAGGACCAGACUGAUAAACCGCCAACAGGUUCAUUUGACCACCGAUCACUAGUGGACUACCUGUACUGGGAGAGAGAAUCUAAACGUAUGCUGGAAGAAGAAAGAAUCCCUACAACCCUGCUCCCCAGUCAGAAAAAAAUGGAGGAAGAGCUGAAGAAUGCAGUGAAAGAAGAUAAUAAAAAUAUUGAAAUAGAACAUGUGUAUGAGGAUAUAAGAGAAGAUACUGAUAUAGCUGAUGGUAAAGAGGUGACUGAAGAAGCCAUUGAAGAGGUAAAAGACAAAGUGGUGGCUGUAGAAAUUGGUAAGAAUGAUCAAAAGCCAAUUAAAACAGAACCUCAAGACAGUAGCAUUGCUAUGUUUUCCGACUCUCAGCCAGCUGUUUCACAAAGAGAUAGAGAGACUGAUAGAGCUGAAUUGAAUGAGGAAGAAUCAACAACAGCUGAAACUAAGCAAAUAGAUCAGGUUCAAUGUACACCUGUUUCCUCAGCCUAUGAGAACUGGGUUCCUAAAAAAGAAGAGAGAGUCAUAUCCAAGUUGAAGAUCCCAAAGCUCGCACUUGGUGAUGGUUUGAUUAAAAAAACUGCAAGGCCAUCUGGAAAUGAUACCAAUCUGGAAAGCACUCUGGACAAAAUUCGCAAUCAUAACUCCUCUAUCACUGAUAUCAACCUAAACAACAUUGAGAACAUGCCUAAAGAAAUGCUUUUAGACUUUAUUGAGGCCCUAAAAAAGAACAAGCAUGUGAAGACCUUCAGUAUUGCAAACACAGGAGCAGAUGAAAGUGUGGCCUUUUCUCUGGCCAACAUGCUGCGAGAGAACAAGAGCAUCAUCACACUGAACAUUGAAUCUAACUUUAUUACUGGAAAAGGUAUCAUUGCGAUCAUGCGCUGUCUACAGUUCAAUGAGACUUUGACAGAACUCCGCUUCCACAAUCAGAGACACAUGCUGGGUCACCAUGCAGAAAUGGAAGUGGCACGUCUCCUGAAAGCCAACAACACCCUGCUUAAGAUCGGCUACCAUUUUGAGCUUCCUGGGCCCAGGAUGGUGGUGACCAAUUUGCUCACUAGGAACCUUGAUCGGCAGCGGCAACAAAGGAAGGAAGAGCAGAGGCUUCAGCAAAUAAAAGAACAACGUCAGAUCAUGGAGGUUUAUGAGAACCACCUGAACUUGCCGGCAGGUCUUCUGGAGAUGUUAGGAGGAUAUAUUCCUGGAAUGGAACUUUUGUGUGCUGCUCAGGGUCCUCAGCAUCUUUCACAAAGCUCUCCAGAACCCUCCAUGGUAUCAAUACCAUGUCACCAGCUGCACAAAAAUCAUCACCCUACUCGACAACAUCCACCCAGUUCAGACUCAGACUCCAGCAACAUAUUAAAAGACGUGAAGCUUAAGAAGACUCCUAAACGUUGCGACCCACUCCUGAAUUUAUCUACAAGAGAAGAGAAAAGAGAUGGGAGAGCUAAAAUUCAGUUGCGAAGCACUCCCAAACAGACCAAAACAGCAAGAGAAGGCCUUCUGGAAGACAGGGCCAACUUGAAAGAUGUGAUUAGUGCACUGAAACCAGUUCCUCGAAGAAGGCAGCCACCAAAAGUAGAACUAACACCACGUGACCUACUCCUUAAUGAAAUUAGACAGAGCAAUGUGGCCUAUUUAAAAGCGGUGCCUCUUCCCAAAGUUCUGGAAUCAAGUGAAACCAGCCUUUUUUGAUGACAGCAUGUUUUUAGACAAACUGCCCAUCUGUACCUUUAGCCAUUAUUGGCCUAUGUAGCCAAUAUUGGACAUUUAAUGCUCGUUUGAUCACAGUGUGGCCAUUAACUAGCCAUUACAAUUAGUAUUACAACAGCUGCAUGAAAUCAGCCUAUAAGUAUAUAUGUACCUUUAACACUUACAUAAACGUCUUUACUAAUCACUUCAUUCAGUAUUAGUAUCAUGUGGUAAACUUUUUGAUUUUGCCAAUGUUUAGUUAUGUUUAAUUUUUAAACAGUUCUGCAGAUAAUAUAUCUAGACUGCUUCUGUAUUCCUACAAGUUGGAUUUAAAAUAGCUAUGUUAUGAUGUGCAACCUGUGAAAAAACUAUUUCUACUUUUGUUUAUCCAAAUAUUUAUGGAGAUGAUGCUGUGUUUAGAUUCUGGCACUGAAGAAACAGAUUUAAAUUAUACCUUGGUAGAUUUAAAAACAGUUGUAGGUCUUCCAAUAUUUUUGAUCUUUGCCUUUGUGCUGUGGCAAAUUUAUAUUGACAUCAUUCUGACUAUAUGUACUAUGACUCGUAAGUACAUAGUACCAGUAAGAGACAUAUUAAAAAGGUUUAUUAGCCUCACCUUCUGGUUCCAGUAUGGCAAUGACUUACUAUAUCUAUGUGUACCUUCCUUGCCUUAUCCCUUAAUAUAUCUGCGAUGUUUAUGACACAUUCAACACUGUGAUGUACUUUGUGAAUCACGUCACACAAUAAAUUCUGUCACACAAUGAUGUACUUUGGAAUUAUGUCAAAUUCCCAGAUUAUAUGAUGUCAUAUGUUAAUUGACGCUUUCACUGUGGCAAGACGGUUUCAUAUUUCAAAAAUUUAGUAUCAUGAAUAUUUUGACAUCUUAAUAAAAAUACCAUUGUUGUGUGCAUGUCCCCAUGCCCCAACAUUGCACAUAAUGUGCUAUGAAUGUGAAAUUUAAGCCACAUUGCAUCAUGUAUUAUGGAAUUAUGGCACACUUCCUGAUGUGAUAUAUUACUUAAUUAAUCUAUAUUUUUUAUCGUAGACAUAUUGACAUCAUUCUGAUUACAUUUGGUUUGAAUGUGAUAAAUCCCAUAGGAGGUGUUAAAAAGUUGGGCAGAUACUCACUUACCAACUGGUUGCAUUAUAACAAUAAAUCACAUUGUUAUAAUAUAUAUGUGUAUAUGACCAUGCCCCAUCACUGACCAUUAGUUUCAGUAAACAAUGUUUGCAGUCAUAAAUUGGCAUAGUAAGCGAUAUGGCAUUGAAUACUGUUAAUCAUCAACAUAAUAUUGAAGGUAAUGCACGUAUAGUACAUUCAGGACAUUUAGAGUUAGAACCUGAUAUUAGUACAGCAGUAAGUGAUUAUGAUAAAGUGCAGUGUAUACGGGUGUAUAUGGGUUGUGCUUAUGGUGGUGUUAUUUGUUGGAGUUCAGUCUAACAGUCUGGUGUGGGACCUGAUGCUGCAAUACCAUCUGCCCUGAUGGUAGCAGCAAGAACGAAUGGCUCGAGUGGCUGGAUUCUUUGAUAAUCCUAUAUGCUUUCUUCACACACUGCCUAGUGUAGGGCAAUGUCCUGGGCAAAUUAGCAAUGUGAGAGAGAUAGGACAGUUGGUUGUCUAUGGUUACCCUAAGAUGAGAUCAAGUGAGAUCAAGUUGUCAAGGGAGAUUGCAAGAUCCUGAUAUGUGGAUGAAGCAGUUGUGAUGAACAGCAAUUCGGUUUUGCUUGGAUUAAUGUUCUGUUGAUGAGUUGCCAUCUAAGAUGAGUUGUCUACCAGACAUGCUAAGAUCUUAGCAGAAAACAUAGGGUAUUGGGGAGGGAAGGAAUGAGAAUAAAAAAUGAGUUGAGUCUCAUCCAUAUAGUAGUGGUAUGGAAACUUGUGAGAAUAUUGCUUCAAUUAGAAAUUGAGUAAAGAGGGAGAACAGAAUAGGAUUAAGUAUUGAGCCUUGUGGGACACCAGAAUAAAGCUGGCAUAGAACAGAUUGAUUUCUUCUUCAAAAUCAUAUACUUGGCUGCUAUAUCCCUUACCUACAUGUUUGUUCAAACAGAUAAUACCAGAAGCAAUCAAUGAAGCAUAUGGUUUGCAUGAUCUUAGUGCAGCUUUUGACACCAUUGAUUAUACUACUCUACUUGAUAGGAUGGAAAAUGUUGUUGGAGUGAUGGAAAUGGCUCUCUCCUGGUUCAGGUCUUAUUUCACUGAUUGUGAUCAGUUUGUAGGUGUGUAGAUGUAAAUUGUGAUUUCUCUAUGCAUACAUAGGUCAAGUCUGGUGUCUUGCAAAGUUUUGUUCUAAACCCACUAUUUUCUUAUAUAUGCUACCUUUGGGUAAAAUUAUUUGCAAACAUGGUAUUAGCUUCCAUGUUAUGUUCAUAACACUUGGAAUGAUGGAAAUGCUAAAACCACAACAGCCAGAAGAAAGCUUUCUGUAUAAAUAGUAUGCCUUUCUAUUUUGUCAUGUGCAGCAGGAAAAGAUCUUGGUGUGAUUAUUUGCUCCUGUCAUUCAUUAGAAGCUCAUGCAGUUAAUUUUAGUAGAAUAGCUUUCUUAGAUCUCAGAAAUAUUGCUAAGAUAAGAAAUUUAAUUCCAUUACAAGUUACAGAAAAACCUAUCCAUGCUUUUGUUACCUGUAGGUUUGAUUAUUAUAAUGUAUUACUGUCUGGAUGUUCCAGUAGGUGCAACAGUUAGUCCAUAAUGCAGCUAGGGUCCUAACUAGAACCAGAAGGUAUCUUAUCAACAGUACUGUGGCUCACUGUCAGAUUUUGCAAUGAUUAUAAAAUACUACUACUGACCUAUAUAGCAAUGAAUGGUCUCACUCCACAGUAACUGGCCAAACUUUUGUUUUUUAUUAUCUGCCACAGCUACUUCAAAAGUUGCAGACUACAGCAGGGGGCAGAGCUUUCUCUUAUAAAACCCUAGUGUUGGAACAGCCUUCCAAUUAGUGAUCAGUUCUAUGUGAUAUCUCUCUGUUCUUCAUUUGUCUGGGCUACGCUGUAGGAUGGCUAGUCAUGAGCCUUUUCUCACAAAAAAUAUCCAAGUUCAACUGAAUCACAAUCAUGUGGCCAAAUGUGAGAUGGUCUGAUGAGACCAAUUCUUAAUUCCAAAAGGUAUAAUUGGUACAAAAAAAUGCACAUCAAUUCAAUUUCAUUUGUAUAGGGCUAACAAUGGACAUUGCCUCAAAGCAGCUUUACAGAAAAACAAAAAUGUAGAAUAUAAAUACCAAGUUUUAAAUUAAAUUCAUAUUUAUCCCUAAUUACAAACACUGGCACAGCCUUAGACGACGCGAGAAAGAAUCAUUGAGAAGAACCAGACUCAAAAGUGAAGCCAUCAUUAAUUGGUUAACACCAGAGAGUGUGAUUAUAAAUAAUGUCCUCUCUUCAACUGUAUAUAGUCAAGUGGGGUAGUGUAACCAGGAGCAUUUAAGCGACUUAGAAAUUAGCAUAAUUUCUAAGUACAUUAUAGAUUUAACACUAAUUCCUUCCUGCUGAAGCCAUCAAAUGUUCAAUGAUAAAGACCCAAGUGCAAAAGUAACUGCCGAAACAGCAGUUUACUGCUGGCACCAUAGUCUCCAAGUGUUUCUAUACAUAGCAGUCCCAUAAGUCUCCAGAUAGUCCUCAUGGAGCCAUCCCUAGCAGCAAUGAGUAACACCAAGUGACAAGACUCCAACCAGAAGUAGGGCAUCAGGAUGGAUCAGGCAGGUCCGAAUAGAAGAAGCGUCACACUGGGAACUUGAAACAAAGCUGUUAACCCUCAAAAGUGUUAGCAGAAGUAACAAGUCAUGGACUCCUAAGUAUUUACUUGCUAAAGCCAGAGGUAAAGCCAUGUGCUUUGUUUGUGAAGUACAAAUUGCUGUGUUUAAGGAUUACAGUUUAAAUCAUCACUACAUGACUAAAACACGCAAAGAAACACAAGAACUAGACUGAUGCAGAGUGGCAGCAGUGCGGUCAGUGAAAGGGAGCAGGGAGGGAUGAGUUUAUGUAGACACACCUGAGAAAAAUUUGUAAAAAAAAAAAACCUUUCCACAGUCCGGGCAUCCACUUGAGCUUCCUUCAGACAUGUUGAAGCUGGAGUAAUGUGACAUAGAUGCUCUUUUAUGGUCUUGUUGGCAAGCUCCGCUUUGUCACAUGAGCUGAUGCAAAAAAAGGGCCUCUGUGAAAUUUAACUGAGGACCACUGCAUGUGCACUGGAGCUUGCUUAUACAUCUGCUAGAACAACCCGACGUAAGGCAUUACAGUAAUCCAACCUAGAGGUAACAUGAAUGAACUAGUAAUUCUGAAUCAUGUAGUGAGUUUAUAUUUCUUAUCUUAGCAAUAUUUCUAAGAUGAAAAGCUACCCUGAUGAUAUUAGCUACAUGAGCUUCAAAUGAAAGACUGGAGUCAAUAAUGACACUAAGGUAUAUUCCCGCUGCACAUGAAGAAACAGAAAUGCCAUCCAGAGUUACUCUGCAAUUAGAAACCUUACUUUUAGCUACAUGAGGUCCUAGUAAAAGACUUCUCUCUUGUCAUAAUUAAGUGAGAGAAAUUAGUAAGUAUCCACUCUCUGAUGUCCUUUACACGUUCUUCAAAUCUUACUAAAUAGUGCCUCUCAUCUGGCUUUGUUGAAAUAUAUAAUUGUGUGUCAUUAGCAUAGCAGUGGAAGCUAAUACCAUGUUUAAAAAAGCAAUGGGAACCUUGUGAAACACAGAUAAUUACCUUAGAAUACCAUUCACCAUUUACAACUACAAACUGAUAACAGUCAGUCAAAUAAGACCUGGGUCACUAGAGGGCUGUUCCCUUAACUCCCACAUAUUCUAGCCUAUCAAGUACAAUAGUAUGAUCAGUAGUGUCACUAAGAGCAAGCAACACCAGCAAGCUAACACAAACCUGAUCAGAAGCUAGUAGUAUUUCAUUUACCACUUUAACUAGUGCUGUCUCUGUGCUUUGAUGAGGCCUAAAUCCUGACUGAUACAUUUCAUCCAAGAUCCCAGAAAAGGUUGAAGUCCAGCAGUAAUGCUCAUACCUACAGCAGUAGGUAGUUGGACAGCUGAUAGGGAGUUGAGGUUGGUUCUGUAAUCAGAGGUUUUAUAAUGAUGGUUUUAAAUAUUUUGGUACAUAGGAAAUACUAAGGUAAAAACUGAUUGUUUGAAGGUUUUUGAUUGCUAUUGGUAUUAUCUGUUUGAAGAAACAUGUAGGAAAGGGAUCUAGUACACAAAUUGAGGAUUUUAAAAAGGAAAUUAGUGAAAGUAAAUCAGUCAUGGAAGCAUGAACCAGUGGAGUUUAGUACAUUUUGAGAAUCAUGUUUACUCGAGGUGGCAUUUCCUUUGCAAUUUAGCAUCAUGGAUAUCUUAUCAACAUGCUGAGAAAUUUAGUGUGAAUCAGAUGAAUCUUCCACAGCACAUACAAACACAGCCUCAUUGCUGGAUCCAUAUGCGGUGUAGAAAAAUGCUUUAUUAAUAAAACAGAAUCCAAAGCAAACAAGUUCAAAACAGCGAUGCAAAGUCAGGAAAACACAGUCAAUGUAGCCAACAAAUCCUACAAAGGCAAAAGACAAAAGAGUGAUAAAUCGCAAUGGGCAAAAAAAGGACAUACACAAUAGGAAAAUACAAACAGUUUUGCACGCAGAAUGAACUGACGAUACUUUGUGCCAAUCCACGGCAAAGCACAGAUCCGGAAGAGAAAAAUCAGAGGUGAACACAGUGACCCGAAAGACUCGGUAUUCCGGCGAGGGUUCCUUCUGGAGGACAGGAGGGGGAGCUGUGGGAGAUGUUGUAACACCAGAAUUCACAGAUAUCAAUAGCAUAGUGACCACAGUUGUACAGAAACUCAAAAACACCCCCCCCCCAAAGGACUGUAAACAAACACUAUGUGCUCAAUGUUUAAAAAAUAUAUUUUCAAAAUGCUCACACACUGUGCUACUGUCUCACAUGUGCUAAUUAGGUCAGAUGUGUUGUAGAUUUUGUAUUUAUAGUCAGGCUGUUGUUAUUAUAGUUACUGUUUGCCUGCUUGUUUACCUUCAAUAAAAUGCAUUCAGAAAUCCUUUCUGCUUACUUUUAUGAAUACUGUCUUGCUAAAAAUGUUUUACACCUAUGCAGGUACCUUUAGCAGUAGAAAAAAUAAACAUCCAGUGGUGGACA
This is a messenger RNA of Hemibagrus wyckioides, 8657 nucleotides long. RefSeq names its product leiomodin 3 (fetal) (gene lmod3). Lineage: Eukaryota; Metazoa; Chordata; Actinopteri; Siluriformes; Bagridae. The record is from RefSeq and is a predicted model, not a curated record. The coding region runs from base 534 to 2558 and encodes 674 amino acids. The transcript is spliced from 4 exons. Gene Ontology annotation, biological process: myofibril assembly; muscle contraction; pointed-end actin filament capping. Gene Ontology annotation, molecular function: tropomyosin binding. Gene Ontology annotation, cellular component: striated muscle thin filament; myofibril.